This is a messenger RNA of Rhopalosiphum maidis (corn leaf aphid), 805 nucleotides long. RefSeq lists its product as uncharacterized. NCBI's taxonomy places the organism in Eukaryota, Metazoa, Arthropoda, Insecta, Hemiptera, Aphididae. The record is from RefSeq and is a predicted model, not a curated record. The transcript is spliced from 3 exons. The coding region runs from base 166 to 744 and encodes 192 amino acids.
GCGUCAGCGCUGGCUCAUUUGCUGUUCGCCUGUUCCCGACAAUCGUAGUCAGUUUCGUGGUUCGUCCCGAUAAAAAUCCAUUAUCCAAUCAACUGUGUUACUGGGUCAUCCCCAUUGGACUGCUACUGAUACUAUUAGUAAAUUGGAAAAAAAAAGAACAACAAGAUGGAAAAAGUACAAGAAUCGAAAAAAAAAUUGUUCAACCCUAAAACAAUGGUGAAAUACGACCAUGUGGAGGUUAAUAACAACCGUCCGCUAUGGGUCUGCAAAUUUUGCUUAAAAGUUUUGCUUAGUGAACUUAGUGCUAUGUCACACCAUGCAACUUGUAAACCAGCACCGACUAAGAGAUCCUUAAGAAUUGAAAAAAUCCGUGAGAAAAAUCAGGCGGCUGUGAAGAAUCAGGAGGCUGUGAAGAAUCAGGCGGCUGAGAAAAUUCCGGUGGCAAAAAAAACUCGUGGGACCAAGAGAAUUCGAGUGACCAAGAACACUCAGACGGCCAAGAAAAUUCGUCUGACCAAGAACACUCAGAUGGCCAUGAAAAUUCCCAAAGUUGAAAUGGUCCCGAAAACUCCCAAAGUUGAAAUGGCCAUGAAAACUCCCAAAGUUGAAAGUGAUAAUAACGUACCGCCUUAUAUCUGUUUGUGCUGCAACUACGUGUUCGGACGUAAAGUUUCAUUUGAGCAACAUCUGCGGCUUAAACAAAUUAAAGAAGCCGUGUCUGAUGAGGAAGAAAAUACUUACUAAAUGAAGAUGAACUAUAAGAAGUUUAAAAAAUAACUCAUAUAUUUAUUCUGAUAACAAUGAU